Molecule: messenger RNA, 618 nt
Organism: Marchantia polymorpha subsp. ruderalis
Lineage: Eukaryota; Viridiplantae; Streptophyta; Marchantiopsida; Marchantiales; Marchantiaceae
Source: the annotation of a GenBank genome assembly
AUGGCGGCUAUGAUGGCCAGUUCUACCGUUGCCGCAGCCGGACUCAGAGGUGCGCCUCUGUCCUCCAACUUGAAGAGGUCUGCUGCGUCGAGUUCCAGCUACAAGAGCGUGAGGGCACCGAUGUCCACGAGGAGACUGGGAUCCAUCAGAUGCGAAGGUGAGGUGAACGAGUCCGAGAAGCAGUCGGUGUUCGGUGCCAAGCCCACAUCCGGCUCCUUCUACCCUCGCCCUGAGGUCGAGAGGCGACCGGAAACCGGUGACAAGAGCCUUGACAGCAUCUUCGCGUUUGAUGGCGCCGCACCUGAAACCAUCAAUGGCCGACUGGCGAUGGUCGGAAUUUUGUGGGCAGCCGUCGCGGAGAAGAUGAGCGGUCUGACGGUGUACGAGCAGCUGUACACGCAAGGGACCGGGUUGGUGUUCUACAUGGCGCUGGUGCCGCUGAUCGCCUACGCGUCCAUUGUGCCCAUGCUGAACGGCGAGUCGACGGACGCUCGUAGCUUCGGGCCGUUCACGGCCAGGGCCGAGCGCUGGAACGGGCGCCUGGCCAUGCUCGGCUUCCUGUCGCUGCUGCUCACGGAGAGCUUUAUCCACGCACCAGUCUUCCGCACUUUCUUUUAA